AUGAGUCAGGACGAUAUUCUUCAAUCAGCAAAAUCUGUCCUACAAGGUCUUGAUGCAUUGAAAAAUGAACAUGGAAAAAUUCUUGAGAAUAUUUCUUUUUCAACCGAGAUAAUAUCAUCAACAAAUAAAACUGAAGAAAAAGUUGAUUUAUUACAAAAAUCCAUGGAUAUGAUUGAUUUAGGAAUUGAUGAAGCACAAGUCAUGAUGCAAUUAAGUAAUCAUUUACAAAAUGUUGAAGCUGAAAAACAAAAAUUACGUACACAAGUUAAACGUUUAUGUCAAGAAAAUGCUUGGUUACGUGAUGAAUUAGGAUCAACACAAAAGAAAUUACAUGAAUGUGAACAAACAAAUGCUUGUUAUUCAGUUGAACUUGAACAUUUAAAAUUUUUAAAAGAUGUUAAAUUAUUUGAUAUUGAAAAUGAUAAUUCUAUGAAAAAUCUAGAUUCAAGUAAUCAACAAAUCGAUGGACAAGAUCUUGUUAAUGAUUUAUUUCCAUUAGAUGAUAAUGAACAAGAUAUUAGUUCAGAUAAUCAACAAAUUUAUUCAAAAAAAUUUGAUUCCUACAAUGAUUUACUAAUAUUACCAACACAAAAUACAAAUGGAUCAUUUAUUUCAACAACUGGUUAUGAAAUACCAGCUAGAUUAAAAACAUUACAUAAUUUAGUUAUACAAUAUGCAUCUCAAGGACGAUAUGAAGUAGCUGUACCUUUAUGUCGACAAGCAUUGGAAGAUCUAGAAAGAACAUCAGGACAUCAGCAUCCUGAUGUUGCGACUAUGCUCAAUAUUCUUGCACUUGUUUAUCGUGAUCAAUCAAAUUAUAAUGAAGCGAUUGUAUUACUCAAUGAUGCUCUUAGUAUUCGAGAAAAAACACUUGGCUCUGAUCAUCCGGCUGUAGCAGCUACAUUAAAUAAUCUUUCUGUUCUUUAUGGUAAACGUAAUAAAUUCAAAGAAGCUGAGCCAUUAUGUAAGCGUGCACUUGAAAUUCGUGAAAAAUGUUUAGGUUUAUCACAUCCUGAUGUUGCUAAACAACUUAAUAAUCUUGCAUUACUAUGUCAAAAUCAAGGAAAAUAUGACGAUGUUGAAUUAUAUUAUAAACGUGCCAUUGAUAUUUAUACAAAAACUUUAGGUUCAAAUGAUUUAAAUGUAGAUAAAACAAAAAAUAAUCUUGCAUCAGCUUAUCUUAAACAACAAAAAUACAAAGAAGCUGAACAAUUAUAUGAAGAUGUACUUACAAGUGCCUAUGAAAAAACUUUACAAUCAUCAAUGCAAAAUUCAUCAAUAGGAAAUUAUAAUUCUCAGAGUAGUUGGUAUAAACCUGUUCAUGUUGAUACACCAGCAGUAACAACAACAUUAAGAAAUCUUAGUUUAUUAUAUCGAAAACAAAAUCAACAUGAUGUAGCUGAUAGACUUGAUAAUUGUGCAUUACGUGCUGGUAAAGAAGCUGAAGCUAUUGUUCAAGCUUUUCAUAUUGUUAAACAAACGAACAGUUCAUUUUAG
Messenger RNA from Adineta steineri, 1497 nucleotides. NCBI's taxonomy places the organism in Eukaryota, Metazoa, Rotifera, Eurotatoria, Adinetida, Adinetidae. The record is from the annotation of a GenBank genome assembly.